AUGUCCGAAAAUAUAAACAACAAUCAGAGUGACAAUAAAACUGAGCCCGUCAGCCCCACCUCAAACCACUCUCCUGCGAUCAAUGCCAACGACUUGACGGAACCGAAUCCAUCUUGGCUACAUUUCGAGGCACAAGUCCUGAACCGUAGCAUCAAUAGCGUUACCAUAGAAUGGUCUGCCUUUGACGGUGCAGUGGUGUAUAAAAUUGAAAAGUUUCAUAAACGGCGCGGCUGGCAGCAGGUGGAGUGGAGUAGCAGCAGUCCAAUCACCAUAUUUAAUCUGGAGGAGAACUUUAGCUGUAGAUUGCGAAUUAUUGCGUUGCAUUUGGCAGCCGAAGGAACUCAUUAUGAGGUGCUGGCCGUAUCCCCAGACGUAAUCGCAAUUACUGAGGCUGCAUUGCCGUCCACAAACUGCUUACAUCGUGCCAUACGAAAGGGUCAACAGUUUCUGGUAAAGCGCAUGUUACGCCGACGACCCAGCUUGAUAGACUAUCCGGGACCCAAUGGAUUCCUGCCGCUAGCGAAUGCGAUAACGCAGGGCGAGAUGUGCAUUAUUGAUGUACUCCUCUCUGCGGGCUGUAGCGUCCACGUGGGAAAUCCAAGCUGCCACACAACGCCAUUACAUCUUGCAUUUUACCACGGACAUUUGCAGUCGGCACGCAUUUUGCUGAACAAAAAGGCACAGCUGGAAGCGGUUGACUUCAAUGGCAUGACACCAGCUCAUUCUGCAGUCGACGGCAAUCAACUGGAAAUGCUGAAGUUCGCGCUCGAAUCCGGUUCAAAUUUAGAGGCCAGGGACCGUUGCGGUUGGACGCUGCUGUUACGGGCAGUUGUCAUGAAUGCCGACCUGGAGUUGGUGAAAUUGUUGGUCACCCAUGGGGCGGACUUGGCAGCCAUCGACGAUUUGGGCAAAAACUGUUGUGAUUUGGCACGGCUAUACAAAAGAACAGAGGCCGGCGAUUACUUCGAAAAGGUGCAUACAUUCAGGCAAAUGAAGCUGAAGGUGACUCGGGCCACAAAGCCCACUGACUUGUAACUAUUCGAUGAAGGUG
Scaptodrosophila lebanonensis is the source of this 1051-nucleotide messenger RNA. It is a transcript of the gene flip, whose product is annotated as fibronectin type 3 and ankyrin repeat domains protein 1. Gene Ontology annotation, molecular function: protein binding. Lineage: Eukaryota; Metazoa; Arthropoda; Insecta; Diptera; Drosophilidae. Bases 1 to 1035 code for a protein of 344 amino acids. The record is from RefSeq and is a predicted model, not a curated record. The transcript has 4 exons.